AUGGGAAGCGUGCUCGCGCUCAAGAGCUUCAAGUCAGACUUUGGCCUGCCCACAGACUCGAGCGGCUUCGCGUCCACCGAGAACGCCCACGUAGCCUCCAACGUCGUGUCCCUGCUCACGGCCGGCUGCUUCUUCGGCGCCAUCACGGCCGCCUUCCUCAACGAACGCUUCGGCCGCCGCUACUCCCUCGUGCUCUUCACCGUCAUCUUCCUCAUCGGCGCGGCCAUCCAGACGAGCGCUCAGCACACCAUUGGCCAGAUCUACGGCGGCCGUGUCAUUGCCGGCUUCGGCAUCGGCGGCAUGUCCGCCAUCACGCCCGUCUUCGUCAGCGAGAACUGCCCGCCGGCCAUCCGCGGCCGUGUCGCCGGUCUGUUCCAGGAGUUUCUCGUCAUCGGAAGCACCUUUGCCUACUGGCUCGACUACGGCGUGUCUCUGCACAUCAAGCAGAGCACCAAGCAGUGGCGCGUCCCCGUCGGCAUCCAGCUCGUGCCGGGCGGCCUCAUGCUGUGCGGCCUCUUCUUCCUCAAGGAGUCGCCGCGAUGGCUGAUGAAGAAGCAACGCCAUGAAGAGGCCCUGCGGUCUCUGUCCUACAUCCGCAACGAGUCUCCCGACAGCGUGGACGUGCAGAAGGAAAUCGCUGAGAUCCGGGCCUCCAUCGAGGAAGAGAUGGCCCUUACCGAAGGCGUCACCUGGAAGGAGACGUUGAAGAAGGGCAACUGGAACCGAUUCGCGCUGGCCUUUGGCAUCAUGUUCUGGCAGCAGUUUUCUGGAACCAACAGCAUCGGAUACUAUGCUCCCGAGAUCUUCGAGACGGUCGGCGUCAGCAGCACAAACUCGUCGCUGUUUGCAACUGGUGUCUACGGCACCGUCAAGGUUGUUGCCACGGCCAUCUUCCUGUUUGUCGGCAUCGAUCGAUGGGGCCGUAAGAGGAGUCUGAUUGGCGGUGCCAUCUGGAUGGCCACCAUGAUGUUCAUCAUCGGUGCCGUUCUGGCGACGCAUCCGCCCGACCCCAAGAGCAGCACGGUUUCGUCGGCGUCGAUUGCCAUGGUUGUCAUGAUCUAUCUCUACGUGAUUGGAUACUCGUUUUCCUGGGGCCCAACCCCCUGGGUCUAUGUCUCUGAGAUCUUCCCUACACGUCUCCGUGAGUACGGUGUCGGUCUCGCCGCCUCCACGCAGUGGCUGUUCAACUUUGUCAUUACGGAAAUCACGCCCGCUGCCGUCAACCACAUCGGCUGGCGCACGUUUAUCAUGUUUGGCUGCUUCUGCUGCGGCAUGUUGGCGUUUGUCGUCCUCUUUAUCAAGGAGACCAAGGGCCGCACUCUCGAGGACAUGGACAUUCUGUUUGGCCUCGUCAGCGAAGACCAGCGACAGGCGGACGUGGAGCAUGUGCUCAACAAGGGCGUUGAGCUGGAGCACGUUGAGCGCGAGGAGGUUACUCCCGACAAGGCCGUGUAA
Trichoderma aggressivum f. europaeum is the source of this 1455-nucleotide messenger RNA. RefSeq lists its product as uncharacterized. The record is from RefSeq and is a predicted model, not a curated record. Gene Ontology annotation, molecular function: carbohydrate:proton symporter activity. Bases 1 to 1455 code for a protein of 484 amino acids. Gene Ontology annotation, cellular component: membrane. The transcript is spliced from 2 exons. Gene Ontology annotation, biological process: carbohydrate transport; transmembrane transport. Lineage: Eukaryota; Fungi; Ascomycota; Sordariomycetes; Hypocreales; Hypocreaceae.